ACAAUCUCGUUUUUCCUAAUUAAUCUUGAAAUAUGUAUAUCACUCAGUAGAUGUGUAUAUAUACAUAUCUGCCUCGAUGCCUUUAAUUUCAUCACGCACAACACAACACCAGCCACUGCCCUUUCCAUUUCCACCUUUACUUCUUUACUCCCUCAACCAAACCUUUUGCUGCUCUCUUUACAUCCAUUUUUCUCAACUUUAUACUUCAUAGUAUUCCCUUACAAUUUAUACAUACAUAUAUAUAUAAUGGGAAGUGAGCUUAAGACAUGGGUGGCGCUGUGCGUGGUCGCGGCCGUGGCCGUGGCGGCGCUGGCGGAGCCCCAAGUUCCAUGUUACUUCAUAUUUGGCGACUCAUUGGUUGACAAUGGAAACAACAACAACAUUCAGUCCUUGGCCAGGGCUAACUAUUUGCCUUACGGCAUCGAUUUCCCGGCCGGCCCCACCGGCCGCUUCUCCAACGGCAGAACUACUGUAGAUGUCAUCGCUGAGCUGCUAGGGUUUGAUGACUACAUUCCACCUUAUGCGAGCGCUCGCGGCGAGCAGAUAAUGAGGGGAGUGAACUACGCAUCCGCCGCAGCCGGAAUCCGACAAGAAACCGGCCAGCAACUAGGAGCUCGAAUUGACUUCACCGGGCAAAUAAACAACUACAAGAACACAGUGGCGCAAGUGGUGGACAUACUAGGCGACGAGGACUCCGCCGCCAAUUACUUGAGCAAGUGCAUCUACUCCAUCGGAGUAGGCAGCAACGACUACCUCAACAACUACUUCAUGCCUCAGUAUUACCCCACCAGCCGCCAAUACUCCCCGGAGCAAUACGCCGACGUACUCAUCCAACAGUUCACCGAGCAACUAAGGACGUUGUACAAUUAUGGAGCAAGGAAGUUCGUUCUGAACGGAGUAGGGCAGAUCGGGUGCAGCCCGAACGCGCUGGCGCAGAACAGCCCCGACGGGCGGACGUGCGUGGCGAGGAUCAACAACGCGAACCAGAUAUUCAACAGCAGGCUGAGAGGCUUAGUCGAUGAAUUCAACGGCAACACGCGCGACUCGAGGUUCAUCUACAUCAACGCAUACGGCGUCUUCCAAGAUCUGAUCAACAACCCGGCGGCGUUUGGGUUUAGGGUGACGAACGCAGGGUGCUGCGGCGUGGGGCGGAACAACGGGCAGAUAACGUGUCUGCCGUUGCAGCCGUCGUGCCAGAACAGAGACCAGUACUUGUUUUGGGAUGCGUUUCAUCCCACCGAUGCGGCCAAUGUUGUGGUCGGAAGAAGAGCUUACAGAGCUGAGAAGGCGUCGGAUGCUUAUCCCUUUGAUAUUAGCCGCUUGGCUCAACUCUGAGACCACACGACAAAGGAAAAAAAUAAAUAUAUAUAGUAUAUUGCAACAUUUGUGUGGCUGGCUAUUAUAGAAUUCAUAUGUGAUAUUGCUAAUUUGUGCUUCGAUAUAAUGUAAUUUUUUUUUACAGUUGAUAGUUGUUAUGAUUCUCGUGAUAUGGAAUGGAAGAAGCUCCAUUUUCGUGA
Molecule: messenger RNA, 1517 nt
Organism: Salvia miltiorrhiza (redroot sage)
Lineage: Eukaryota; Viridiplantae; Streptophyta; Magnoliopsida; Lamiales; Lamiaceae
Product: GDSL esterase/lipase At5g45670-like
Exons: 4
Coding region: 247-1335 (362 amino acids)
Molecular function (GO): hydrolase activity, acting on ester bonds
Source: RefSeq, a predicted model, not a curated record